CGUGGCCAAAAAUUUUGGAAAAGUGAAGCAUUUCAAAUCACAAAUGUUCAUUUUUUGAUCGGAAAAACCAACGAAAAUUUUAAACUGAGAGUUGUAUUAUUUGGAAGUACAUCGUUUCUGCUUGGUUGUGGCGUUUUCGAUCGCCCGUGGCUUCGCAAAAUGCUGACGAAAUUCGAAACGAAGUCCGCUCGUGUGAAAGGUAUGGUCGAGAGAGGCCAAUGCUAAAAUGGUCAAUUGUUUGGUGUAGUUUUUGAUAGUUCUAUAAUAUACGAUUGCUUUAUUAUUUGGACGGCUGCAGAAGACUCUUCAAGCAUAGAAAGGUUUUGAAAAUACGUACAAAAAUAAAGCAAUUUGUGUAAAAACAUUGCAGUGUAACAAAUUAUAGAAAUAAUUUGUAUAAACCGACAAUGGAAAUUUUACACUUUACCGUACCGGAGUAAUCACUGAACACAUCAAAACACUCCAAUAAAAAAUUGAAACACCGUCAGAACACACGCCAUCAAAUACUUGCGGUAUGGUAAAGUGUAAAGUACCCCAGACAAUAAACAUUGUCUGCCAGGUUGGAAUCCGUGAAAAUUUUAUGCCGGCGGUUAUGCCAAUAAGCCACUGACUGCUCACACCAGUAUGCCAGUCAUAUAUGCCAGACAAGAAAGUUAUAAAGUUUUUGCAUGUUGGAGGUUUCACACAAGGCUAAAUUAAUUGACUAUACAGUUGAUACACUGACAUGUAUUUCAAAUAUCAAUAUUUUAAUAUUCAAAAAUCUUCACAAUAUGACACAAAAACAUAGAACAUUUUACGCCGGAGAUAUGCUGCGUAACACCCACGGAUUCCAACCUGGAAUUUGUCUGUUGUCCACAGGACAAAUUACCCAGGCUGGCUAGCCUAAGCGGGCUGAGUGUUAUUGCUCUGUUCACCGACCAACCGAUUUCGAUCUUAAAAGCUCUCUGUGAACAAUUCUGUGGGGCGAAUUUCAGAUUCAUGAAAAAAUAUAUUCAUAUUAUGCAAUUUACGUCUCAUGAUGUAAAAAUGGGAUGAGAUCAGCUCGGCAAAGCGAGCUAGCUCAGACCCUUAGGUUGGACAUAAUACAAGUCAUUUCCCCCCAAGUUGAUUUGCCCCAAGUCAUUCGAUAUCAAAGUUGUUUCGCCCCCAAUUCAUUAGAUGUCAAACUUUGUUUUGGUUUUACAGAUUGCUACAUAUUGCUGUCGCUACUCGCUUAUCGUUGCCAAAACAACUUGUAUUAGCAAUAGAAUAACUAGAACUUGUAUUAGAUUUAUAAUAAAAUAUUUACUAAAAUUAAAGUAUUUCAGUUUUUAGAGUACCAGUAUAGAAAAUGUUGGAUUGAAACACUUAUUAUAAUAACUUGUUCUUGCAUGCAUUUUUAUAUAUUUUGAAAAAAAAUGUUUAUCGCCUUAUCAGAGAAGUUUUGGGGGGCAAAACAACUUUGACAUCUAAUGAAUUGGGGGCAAAACGACCAGGUACUGGUUGGAGAGAAUGCCCGGUGGUUUCAGGGUUCGAAAUAACAGUUUGUGAUUCGUGAAUCACGAAUCAAUUUUCAUUUUUCACAAACUCAAUUUCAUAAAAAUUGAUCAAAAUCACGAAUCAAAAGUCUCUCAAAUUGAUAAAAAUAUACAAUAAUAAAUUCAGUUCUUUGUAAAUGUGAUGAAGGAUCAUAUAUUUUGAACAUAUUGUUGUUAGAUUGUACUUUAAAACGUUAAAACGAUUAUAAUUCCACCCAAAAUUCUAUUUCUUUGCGAGUUUGCGACAUGGUUUUUUGCGAUCUUUAUAUUUCAAAAUUGCAGUGCUUCCACUUUUUACUUCCAAUUAGUGAAAAUUCCUUGAAAAUUCCUUAAAAUUUCCUUAAAAUAAAAAAUAAUUCACGCGCCAUUUUUUCAGAAUUAAUUCGAACCCUGGGUUUCUGCUCUAGGUCGGACAGUUUUACCCAAUCUACACAAAAUGCAAAAACUGGAUGAAGCGAGGUUAAUGGGUUUAUUUUGUAUGUUUAGGAAUAACCUUUCAUCCAAACCGUCCUUGGAUUCUUGCCAGUCUUCAUAAUGGUGUUAUCCAGCUUUGGGAUUAUCGCAUGUGCACGCUGCUUGACCGUUUUGACGAACACGAUGGUAAGUGGCUUAGUGGAAUACUUGUUGCAGUCUGAUUACAGGGCUAAAAAAUAUAAUGGCCACCCAACGGACAAUGGCCCAUCUAAAAUGCCUGUUGACCGGUCACUUUUUUAUCUCGGCAGUCAUUUUCAAGCCUUCCCACUAGAAUUAUAGAAAUUGUUUGUUCUCCUCAGCAUAUCUGCUGAAAUAUUGUCAGAGAAAGACUGUAUAUUUCAUGGCGAGUACGCAAUUACACAGCAAGAACGUCUAUUUACAUACUGUACAACAAAAACAUUGUUUGUUCUUGAACAAAACGUAACUAAUUACUGUAUAUGCUGGUUCAACUUGAAAGGUUUCGAUUUUGUUUUAAGCGUUGCAAUUAGGUUGUUUAUUCAACAAAAUUUUAUUUACUUACGACAAUCCCUAAUACGAUAGAGAUUUUGUGUUGUGCAAUUUAUUGAUAAUUUGCUUGGCUCAUGCAUCAACAGUUAAGUUUUGUUUGUGUGGUCAACCUAUAUGAUAAAGACUUCCCCCGAAAUCAUUAUGGUAAUGAUUAUUAACGUUGCCUAUUCACCUUUAUGCAAUGUGAUUGCCAACGUCUUGAGCGUUUAAAAUGUGAAACAAUAAGAGCAACGUCUUGAAACAAAUUUACAUUAUUUGUUACACUGUCAGUAUAUGCAUAUUAGUGACCAGUCAAAAACAGGUUUUGACCGAGCUAAAAUCAAGUCGACCUGAGACUAAUCGGCCGUUAUGUUGAGCUCGGCCUGAUUAACCCAAUGAGCAGCAGUUCUCCUUUCUCAGGAAAACCAGGGUCUGAAAUUUGCAGUGAAUGACUUGUCAGGGUUUAAAAUAGCUGCCGGAUGUCAUCGGCAUUUUCGCAGCGCUAGCUGGCAACAUCUAAAUUAGGGAGCAGUCAUGAUUAAUGCCAGGGGGGGGGGAAGAUAUUUCUAAACUCAUGGUAAAUUUUUCAUGGCCCCUCAUUCCUUCAAAAUAUUUUUUCAUGGCCCCCCCCUUUAAAUAUAAUAAAUUUUCAUAGCCCCCCCCCCGUGAUUGAACUUGCAUUCCAAACAUAAUUAUACUAAGAUCACAGGUGGCCCAAUCUCGCAAGCGACGUCUUGGGCUACCUGUGGUGCUUGAUUUUCGAUAACUGGGGGGAGCGGGAAAUCAAAACAACAAGUCCAAUAUGGCGGGGAAAUUUAUCUUUAUCUUGUAUAAAAACCACAUGGACGAAUUCAAUUGAACUAAAUUUUUGCACAAGAAUGAGUUUAAAAAACAUAGUAUGACAAAAAGAGCCUGUGGAGAAUACCUGGAAACAGUUUUAAGAAAUAAUCUCGACGAGAUGCAGCGAAACGUGACUAUGUAAGUCUGUAUAAAUACAAUUUAUAAAGAUUUUCUUAAUAAUUUCAUAUGUUAUUUGAGUUUGAAUCAUUUGUCCAUAUAGUUUAAAUUAUGUGCCUUUAUGAGUUUAUGAUCAUUUCCCAAGUUUUUUAUGCCAAAUUGCUUACAAAAGAAUUAAAAACUCUUGACAAAAUGAAGUUGAAUUUUAUUGAAUUUCAUCAUGCUAUGCAUAAAAUAAAUAAUCACUCGGGCAAGUCGUGCAAUUAACACUGGCAAUUAAUUAACAGCUUGUGCAAUUUUGGCACAUUUUUCAAAUAUCACUCGUAGUGUUAAUAUAAUUAAUUGCACUCCUUCCUGUGUGAUUACCUAUACUUAUAUUGCAUUGACAUUUAUAUUACAGUGAACUAUAAUGCUAAUGUUUCAUGAUUAUUGUACAUUAGUAUAAUUACAUAGGUGAUUAUUGAAAAUUCUCCACGCUGAUUGGUUACCGUUGAGGUGAUUAUUACGUGAUAAUCACAUAAGCAAUUUUCAAAAUGGCGGCCGAAGCCGUUUUGUCAAUUGAAAGACGAAGAAAUGUGCAUUUUAAAAUUUUUUUUCAAAUAAUCACCUAUGAAAUUAUCCUGAAACAAUUAUUCACCUCAGGCUCGGUGAUUAUUGUGAAUAAAAACAUCGACUUCAUCUCGGAUUUUAUUCACCGAUAAUCACCUCGCCUUUGGCGAAUAAUUGUUAAUUAUUUUUGGUGGCCCCCCCAUACUUUUCUUUGAUAUUUUUGGUGGCCCCCCCCAAAUAUCUUCCGCCCCCCCCCCGGCAUUAAUAAUGACUGCUCCCUUAGCAACGGGAUUUUUAUCUUAAUUAAUUGAUCUAUACAAUGGAUUUAUAGGUUUUAAACGACAUUGGCAAUAAAAAAUUAGUUUAGUCCAUUUGAAAGAACUCUGAAAACUAUAUAUUAAACUCUAUUACAGAUUUCUUGCUUAGUUUUCAAAAUAUUUCGACUGAAAAAAGUGAGCUGUUCUCCAUCUCAGAUUAUUGAGGAUAUGCAUGUUACGUCAAGAGAGGGGUCGCGCUAAUUUUUAUCUUGAGAGUAAGCGAUCAAUAUGCAUCCAAAACUUUGUUUCUGGUUGCUGUCUGAAAUUUAGAUAUGAUUAAAAACAAUUCAAACAAUUUUGGAUUGUUACUCGGUCAUUUUAGAGUAGUUUUAUAUGGUUAACCCAACUCCUGACGUCAUCAAAACCAUAGUUAAUGAGGUCAAGGAUUAGUCCAAGAUGACGGACAGCUCAUUGAUAUGACAAAUCGGUAAUGGAGUUUAAUACGGUAUAUAAUUUUAAGAGUUCUUUUGAAUGAUACAAACUAAUUUUUUAUUGGCAAUGUCCUUUAAAUGAAAAAGAUGCUGUCUUGACAAAAAGAUCGCAUUAAGUAUGUAUUUUGCUACAGCUUUUGUACAUGGUGGUAUUUCCUGCGUGAUCAAUGGGUCUGCCCUCAAGAAAUAAUUGGCCUUUGAUUUGAACUUGGUGGUUUAGUUGGUGACUGCGAGUUCUGAGACUAUUAAAGAGCUUCAUUGACUUCAGUAGCAGGCUCUAUUUCGAGCAUUGGACAACUGGCAAGCAUUAUCUCCAUACCAGCUCAUAGUCUGGUACAAUUUGCAAACUUCAUGGUCUUAUUUCCAGGGACUUUCAUUCUCUGUAAAUAUAAACAGUUUGCUAAAUAAAAGUCCAAUAUAACUACCCAUUCUGACAAUCUAAUGUGUCACGAGUGGUCUUGCUAUCUGGAACAUACUUAGCCCUGACUAUUUUAUCUUUACAACAAAUGGGGUUUUACUUUCUUAACUAUGUUUAUCCUAACCCCCACCUGUCAACUUUCCCCGUGGGAGGAAACCAAAGCACCCGGAGAAAACCCACAUAUAGUAGGUGCAAAACUAUUGGGAUAUUCAAAGCUAUCAGAGACAUUUAGCAUUAUACAGUACAUGGCCAGAAAUUAGGACUGUUCGGUAUACCGAUAUACUGAAAAUAUCGGUAUUAAAUCAAUAUCGGUAUAUCGAUACCGGAUAUUCAGCCAUACCGAUAUACCGAAAUUUCCGAUAUACCGGAAUUUUUCGGUAUACCGUGUUACAUUUACCAACUAUAUGGCAAAACCUUUAUUUUACUACUGAAUGGCAAUUCAAAGAACUUUCUACUGAAAUGAUUUACUAGUUAUCGUUUUCCCUUUUAUAGAAUUACUCAAAUUUCCCUUCAAAUUUCCAUUAAAGAAUUUAUAAUUAUUUCCUUAAAAUCAAAGGAAAACCGAUAUACCGAUAAUAUCGGUAUAAUUUUUUUGGUAUACCGAUACCGGAAAUUUCUCAUACCGAACAUUCCUACCAGAAAUCGCAGACAAUGAUUAUUUUAUGUUUGCAAUGUUACUCUGAGUGCAUAUCCACACCGGGCGAGCUUGAAAAAUAUGCCCGGCCACGGUGGGAUUCGAACCUACGACCUUUGGAAUACUAGCCCGUUGGAAUACUAACACAGAAAAAAAUGAUUAUUUUAUUUACUUUAUCGAAGUAUAACCCGUUGAAAUAUGGCUUCUGCAUGCAGUAAGUAGUAAAUUAUAUCAAGUCUGGUUUCCAUAUGGUCGUAACGGUUGUAAAGAUUGAGUCACGAUCUUUCUCAUCAGCCGAAAUGCAACAUUUUAGAACUGAAAAUACGCGGAGUGAUUAUAACUAGGGAAUACUUAUGAUUUAUAUGUGGUUUACAGGUAUAAACUAUUAUAAACUAACCUCGGUACAAAUAUAGCCUGCGAACAGCUUGAGAGCCUGUUCGCAGGCUAGUACAAAUAUUGAAAAUGCAGAAUAGGUAUCGACAUACUUUGUUUUGCAACCAGUGAUCGAGGCAAGUUGCAAACGACCUACUUUAUUCUCAAAUUUCACAAUUAACAACGUCGCGUUAUAUAAUUCACUGCUUACAGUUGAAGCCAUAUUUCAACGUGAUAUAUGCAAAUUACGAGAUAAGUAGAGUAACGAUUUUCGUUGUUUCUGGCCAUGUCCUAUAUUGAUUGAGAUUUUGUAAUACCGGAUCCAGAUACAAUUUUAUUUUGUAAUAUCAAGAUAUACAAUGGACGUAUUCCCUAAUGAACAAAAUGUUGAUCUAGACAAGUCUAGACAAAAAUUAUCAUGGCUUGAAAGAGCAUCACAAAAUUAGUAAUAUUCCGAAGUUUCGUUGCGAAAUGUUGUAAAAUGCGGAUAAUAUAGCCUUGUGAAGUUUGCCGUUUUUCAGUCAUUUUGUAUUACGCACGGGAAAUUGAUACCACUUUAAUUUCUGAAAAAAGGUAUCAAUUUCCCGUGCGUAAUACAAAAUGACUGAAAAACGGCAAACUUUGCAGGGCUAUAAUAUUAUCCGCAUUUUACAACAUUUCGCAACGAAACUUCGGAAUAUUAAUUUUACUAAUUUUGUGAUGCUCUUUCAAGCCAUGAUAAAAUUUUUGUCUAGACUUGUCUAGAUCAAAAUUUUGUUCAUUAGGGAAUAGGUCCAUUCAUUUACAGUUUGACAUCCAAAACCAAAUUUUGCUUAUUUUGGUAGAAUAUUGUUUAUCAGAAUAUCGGUCAAUUUCGGUACAUCACUAACCAUAGAUUAUAUUCUUUAAAAGGUCCAGUUCGCGGCAUCGAUUUCCACACGAACCAGCCUUUGUUUGUGUCCGGAGGUGACGAUUAUAAAAUAAAGGUUUGGAAUUACAAGCAGAAGAAAUGUUUGUUCACAUUGCUCGGCCAUUUGGACUACAUAAGGACGACGUUUUUCCAUCAUGUAAGUAAUCUUUUGUUAUAGGGUGGAAAAAUCCAGGGUUUAUUUAAGUCCAUUCUGCGCAUACGUUCUGCGCAGCCAAUGGUUGGGACCCGACCAUUGGAAACACUGCGGAAAAACGUCUGCGCAUGCACCAAAUUAUGAAAAUAUGGCGGGGAAUUUGAAUAUCAAUUUCUAAAACAAAAACAUGUUUAUUAAUUGGUCAAAAAUUAGUAAACCAAACGAGAAAAUAUAGCAAAUGGGUAGACUAGACAUUAAUUGAAAGCGUCCUGGCAUUUAAAGUAUGGAAUGAAAUAUAAUUCAUGUAAAAAAUUGUUGAUUUUAAUGGACAUGACUUCGAAAAUUUUUGCAAAAUUAUUGAAAACAAAAAUUCAAACUAAAAAGUUAAGAAAACUCUCGAAAAGUUAAGCUUCUUAACCCACUCAAAUUGUACAAUAAAUCCUAAAGUUUAAUUAUUGUGAACACGAAAAUUUUUUAUAUUUGGCGACACAGUUUUUUUUAAAGAAAUGUAUCUCAAACGAAAAUUCGGAAAUUGUCGUUGCUUAGUUGAUAAACAAAAUGUUUCAGACGAUAAAUUUGUCAACAAUCACCUUAGUUCAUGUUCUUGUACAAUACAAUUUCUUGAACCUUCUGGCUGUAUUUAUUCCUAGUUUUUAGAAUGACAUGUUUAUUUUUGCGCUCGAAAUCUGACUGUAAAGACGCACAAUGAAGUCACUCCUUUUUACCGCCAUUUUGAGCCUUCGGGAACGUUCGGAACAGCUUUUCAUCAAGUUCGCAAUACUACGGUGUGUAUCAAAAUAAUUCGAAUCCAAAUUUGGCAUGUAAUAACGCAGAAUAUAUUUGACAAAUUCGGUUGGUUUUUACACCAUUGUUAAGUUCAUUUAUUUAUCUUUCAAAUGACAUGCUGUACGCGUCAUUUAGUUGGAAAAUGAAGGAGUAUUGCUUUGACAAAAAAAGUCCAUAAAAAUCACAAUUUUCCGCCGAUGGGAAUUGGACAUUUUUUCUUUCAAAGUUAGUCCCACAAGGCUUUGAAAUGCUAAUCAUCACUGAAAACUAAAAUGCAAAUUUAACGCGAAUUUCUUCUCGUUCAACAUGUUGAAAGCAUAGGCUGUCUGGAGCUUAAAUCUCUUUAAAUGAACAUGAAUUUAUGUAAAUUUUGCUACAUAACAGUUUGUUGAUUAAUUAAAUUUGUACUAUCUUUUGUUUGUACGUCUCACUUCGAAUUCCCAUCGGCGGAAAAAUUUGAUUUCGAGCAACCAGUUUUAACACACGAUUUCUUGGUCAUUUUUUAUCUUAUUGAUAUAAGAACGAUAUAAUCGGAAACCUAAUAGGCUAUUCUUUAUUGCCAUAUAAAAAUUAUAUGGUUUACUUUAGUAUUUUAUAAACAGCAGUCUGUCAAAUUUGGAUUCGAAUUAUUUUGAUACACUCUGUAUUACAGGUAAGGUUGACGCAUGCGCAGACGUUUUUCCGCGGUGUUACCAUUGGAAUGUUAUUAAUAUUUCGCACCUUCCGAACUUUCUUGAAUUGAAUCUCUAGUCUGCAUUCAUUUACCAGCAUAGCGAACCAGAAGAGUGUUAAAAAUUCAGUAUAAUAUAUAUCCAAUCAUAUUUUACAACUGUAGCACUGAGUUCAAAAUGUAAACAAAGCGUUUGUUUACAUUGCCGACUUUACAUCAUCUUUAAAGAACAUUGGCAUAGUUUGUCUCAUUCAAAAGAACUCUUAAAGUUAUAUAUUAAACUCCAUUACUGAUUUGUCUUACCCGAGACCAUAUAAACAGGCCUUAAAAUAUCUUUUCCAGGGCUGUCUGUCAAAAUAUCCGGUGAGGUUGAGUUUGGGUCAGACAUAUGUCCGAUGACCUUCAGUCCAGUUUUGACUCGGAAAUAAGUCUGAAUGACACAAAUGAAUAAACGAUAAAUGUUGUAAAGACAUUAAAUAAUUUGUUUCUUUCAUACUUAUUUCCAAGCCAAGAUUAACUUGCUUGCCAGAACAGCAGUAUUAAAAAAGACUUCGACAACUUAAGCCCGUUUUCCACUUCACCAUUUCGCUCGCCGCCGCGCGCUUGACUACGUUUAAACAACAUUUCCACUUAACCUUUUAUACAAUAGUACUCUGAUUUUCCAUUUAACAUACAAGCCUCUAGUCCUGGACUAGGGUACAUUUUGAUUUACGUUGGACAAAGCUACAGUUCGGUCGGACACCAAUACACUUGGCUCGGACAAACAAUAAACCUCAGUUUCACUUUGGUCGGACAGAAUGUCCGGUGGUUUCCUCUCUACGUUGGACAAUUUCACGAAUGGGUCGGACAAUGUCCGUGACCGACCGAUAUUUUAAGGCCUGAUAAACAGCGCCUUAGAGAAGCACUUAAUGAGGUGUCCGCCGUCUUGGACUAAUUCUUGACCUCAUUAACUAUGGUUUUGAUGACGUCAGGAGUUGGGUUAACCAUAUAAAACUACUCUAAAAUGACCGAGCAACAAUCCAAAAUUGUUUGAAAUGUUUUUAAUCAUUUCUAAAUUUCAGACAGAAACGAAGUUUUGGACCCAUAUUGAUCGCUUACUCUCAAGAUAAAAAAUUAGCGUGACCCCUCUCUUGACGUAGAACCGAUAGAGCUAUCCAGUAUUAGAAUAUGAAAACAAGAAAUCCAAACAAACUACUUGAAAGUUGAAUUAAAAUAACUACAGUAUGAUUAUAAAUUAAUGUUGAGUUAUUGAGUGAAUACAUUUUGUUAGGAAUAUCCUUGGAUUGUGAGUUCGUCUGACGAUCAGACAAUAAGAAUUUGGAACUGGCAAUCGCGAACAUGCAUUUGG
Paramuricea clavata is the source of this 10002-nucleotide messenger RNA. The record is from the annotation of a GenBank genome assembly. NCBI's taxonomy places the organism in Eukaryota, Metazoa, Cnidaria, Anthozoa, Malacalcyonacea, Plexauridae.